GCCGAACACAACAACACUGACAGCUGUCAGAUUCGGUCCGGACCGAUUGCAUAUUGUUGUGCAGGCGAUUUGCUGCAGACGAGAGAAAAACCAACACCAACCAAUCUCCAGUCGGCCCCGAACGUAGGAGCUGUAGCAUUUGCUUAACAAAAUGCUUCUCCUAAAGCGUGCGCUACACACCGCCCACAAACCGAAAGUGUCCGAGGUGCUCACAGCAUAUCUGAAGCAAUGCAACGAACCACCCUGGACGUCCUACUUCAUCAAGCAUGCGGACGUGUACAACGACCAGUUCGGAUGGUCCCACUUCAACUGGACGCUCGAUACGGGCGCAAACUAUCACAUCCUGCGUACCGGGUGCUACCCCUACAUGAAGUACCACUGCACCAAGCGACCCUGGCAAGACCUCACACUGGACGAUCGGUUUUUUCGCUGCAUCAAGGUCGCCAACCUGGGACUACCGCAGCUAUUCUACGGACUGGCGGCCAUGUUUCUUAUACGCCAUACUGAGUACGUCCAGAUGCCGGACGGCCGGGCCCCCGUACCGAUCUACUUCCUGUACGAAGAGGAUAAAGGUUCGAUGUAUUAGUUGCGCACAGUAAAGGCUAGCAGCAAGCACCAUUUUGUUUGCCUCCGUUAUACACGAUUUCUUUGCUCAGCUUCACAUGGUUUCCUUUUUUUUUGUUUCGCCUUUUUUUAUUUUAUUGUGUUUUCAUCAUACUUCCGGUUCGGCCGGGUGUUGUAGCAAACUAAAUACAGGCUCUCUCUUUGCUAGGUGUUUCGUUUGUAAAAGUAUAUGUAUUCGUUUUGUUUCUUCUUUCUUUUGCACAUGGGCUUUUUUUGUGUGCUGUGUGUGUCUUUCUCGCCUGUCCGACCCUCUCUCCCGCCGUCCGUUCCGCUCCCCGCUACGAGCUUUACUCCUCCAAAUAGACCCUACAUCACAACACGGGUGAGGUGACCCGUUGCGGGACGGGGGGUUUUUACGGGGGCGAGAGGGACGCAAGGACGAGCAGACCUUCAACGAUACAUCCACACACACGCAUAUACUAAGCAGACAAAGUAAAGCAAUUUGAAAAAAGGACAGAAAAAAACUCGAAAAGCUCUAAAUAAUUCCCCGUGAAAAGCUAGUCCUACUGUGUGCACUACACCGUUGCGAAUUGGAUGGGUGGGAUGUGAGGAGGGGUGGAGGGGGUGAGGGUUUGGAAUGGAGAAGUGGAGCUGUGGUAAGGUGAUAGAAAUUCGUUUCUACUCUAAACAAGUGCACUGCAGAUGGGGCGGGAAGCACAGGACGAGAAGGACAUCGGGCAGGUAUCCGGUUGGGUGCAAACACUGUGCAAAAGGUAAACCAACUGUUCAACUAUUAUAGUAUACGCCUACUUAGUAAAAAGUAAUAAUACCGUACGAGACCUCAUAAGCCUGGUUUGUUUGCUUUGCUUGGAAAGAAAGUGGCAGCGGUGUCCUCUCGGUUUGUGUGUGGCAACUCCUUACUUCUAACAAGCGGGUGCUCGAAACCGCCUAGUGAGGGACUGAUUACAGAUCAGACCUGAAGGGUCGGUAGCCCCUAGCUCAAACUACUCCAAAAAAAAAAAA
This is a messenger RNA of Anopheles stephensi (Asian malaria mosquito), 1587 nucleotides long. RefSeq lists its product as uncharacterized. The transcript is spliced from 3 exons. The coding region runs from base 152 to 586 and encodes 144 amino acids. Lineage: Eukaryota; Metazoa; Arthropoda; Insecta; Diptera; Culicidae. The record is from RefSeq and is a predicted model, not a curated record.